AUGGCCGCCGCCCUUCUCCUCUCCUCCCGCCUCCCCAAGAGCACGGCCAUCGCCUCCGCCUCCGCCGCCGCUCCCCGCCCCACACUGUGUCCGCGCUUCCUCUCCUUCCCCCUCACAACCGCCAAGGCUUGCCGCCGCCGCGGGGGAUGUAGUAUCCUCGCCUCCUCUGCGACGUCGCCCUCCCCGGCCGCGGCCCAGCCUUUCCGCUCCCUGCCCCCCUCCGAGACCACCGUCCUCGUCACCGGCGCCACGGGCUACAUCGGCCGCUUCGUCGUCCGCGAGCUGCUCCGCCGCGGCCACCGCGUCGUCGCCGUCGCCCGGCCCCGCAGCGGCGUCCGCGGCAAGAACUCCCCCGAGGAGGUCGUCUCCGACCUCGCCCCCGCCCGCGUCGUCUUCUCCGACGUCACCGACCCGGGCGCCCUCCUCGCAGACCUCUCCGACUCGGGACACGGUCCCGUGCACGCCGCGGUCUGCUGCCUCGCCAGCCGCGGCGGCGGGGUGCAGGACUCGUGGCGCGUCGACUACCGCGCCACGCUCCACACCCUCCAGGCCGCGCGCAGCCUCGGCGCCGCCCACUUCGUGCUCCUCUCCGCCGUCUGCGUCCAGAAGCCGCUGCUCGAGUUCCAGCGCGCCAAGCUCAGGUUCGAGGGCGAGCUCGCCGCCGAGGCGGCCCGGGACCCGGCCUUCACCUACAGCGUCGUCCGCCCCACCGCCUUCUUCAAGAGCCUCGGCGGCCAGGUCGAGGCCGUCAAGAAGGGCAACCCCUACGUCAUGUUCGGCGACGGCAAGCUCUGCGCCUGCAAGCCCAUCAGCGAGGAGGACCUCGCCUCCUUCAUCGCGGACUGCAUCUUCGACCAGGAGAAGGCUAACAAGGUUCUCCCAAUCGGAGGGCCGGGGAAGGCCCUCACGCCGCUGGAGCAAGGGGAGAUGCUGUUCCGGCUGCUCGGGCGCGAACCCAGGUUCCUCAGGGUGCCCAUUCAGGUCAUGGAUGGUGUCAUCUGGGUGCUUGAUGGACUGGCUAAGGUUUUCCCGGGGCUGGAGGAUGCCGCCGAGUUCGGCAAAAUUGGGAGGUACUAUGCGUCGGAGAGCAUGCUAGUGCUGGAUCCCGAGACCGGGGAGUAUAGCGACGACAAGACGCCGAGCUAUGGCAAAGACACGCUCGAGCACUUCUUCGAGAAGGUGAUAAGGGAAGGAAUGGCAGGGCAGGAGCUAGGCGAGCAGACCAUCUUCUAG
Messenger RNA from Triticum turgidum subsp. durum (durum wheat), 1233 nucleotides. Lineage: Eukaryota; Viridiplantae; Streptophyta; Magnoliopsida; Poales; Poaceae. The record is from the annotation of a GenBank genome assembly.